ACACACUACACUCUGAAGCGCGAGCACUUUCUCUUCCCUAGAAUGAUGACAUUACGACCACUGGAGGGCAUAAGAAGGCAAAUGGGGAAAAAAAGCAAAUAUAAGAAAUUCCUGGGAUUAUGUAUCGUCACUGUUAUCGUCUUAUUGAUUGUAUUAGCAUACAUGGGCACACGUCCUCAUUACAUAAUUAUAAAAUCAUUCAAUAAUUCACAGAAGUUUGCAGAGGCUUCAUUUUCAAUAACGUCCAUCAAAGACUCAAAGCACUUUAUGGUGUCUGCAUUUAUCGACCACAGAUUGGACAAGACCAUUCGAGUCAUCAGCAUAAUCAACAGGAAUAGUCUUCAGCCACUUUACUGUGUCUACUGCAGCAUUGACCAUGACUGUAAAAUUGUUAACACAGAUGUCCAGAUACACCGUGACAAUUUUGGUUUCCCCUUUCAUGUCUCAGAUGUGAUUUGUGAUGGCAUACACUUGCAAAAUGCAACACAUGUCCUCAUCUCAACUGAUAAAGAUUCACCCAACCUCAAGAUGGAAUACCUACCAAUAAAAAAUCGAGUGAUAAGAGCGACCUUUAAAUAUAACUUCACUGUUUGCAUCUCCAACCUUUUCGGCAACUACAAUAAUGUACUGCAAUUUGCUCAAACGAUAGAGAUGUACAAGCUUCUGGGCAUACAGCGAGUGGUAAUCUAUAACACUAGUUGUGGACCUGACCUUGAAAAACUCUUAAAGCACUAUGAGAGAGAGGGAAUACUAGAGAUCGUUUCAUGGCCUAUCGACCAAUUUCUUAAACCGUCCUCAGGCUGGAACUUCGAUAAACACACGGGUGAUCUUCACUAUUAUGGACAGCUAACAACACUCAAUGAGUGCAUUUACAGGCACAUGUAUCAGUCCAAGUAUGUUCUCCUGAAUGACAUUGAUGAGAUCAUCAUGCCUUACAAGCAUGUAAAUUUACCUUCUCUUAUGGAGGACCUCCAGUCUGCACACCCCAGUGUAGGUGUAUUUCUUAUUGAGAACCGCAUAUUCCCCAAAACUCAGUUUGAGGACAGUGAAAAGUACAAACGGCCAGAAUGGAAUAAUGUUCCUGGCAUCAAUAUCAUGGAGCACAUUUACAGAGAACCUGAUCGAAAGAAUGUAUUCAAUCCCACAAAGAUGAUAGUUGACCCGAGAAAGGUGGAGCAAAUAUCAGUACAUUCCUCUUUGAAAUACUUUGGAUAUACGUACCAUGUGCCAUUUGAUGUGUGUAUGAUUGUACAUGUAAGAGUCCCACUGCAGAGGCAUCUUACUAGAGAACAACUGAUUGUAGACAAAAGAGUGUGGGACUUUGCACAAAAACUGGUACCAAAUGUUGACCAGGCAUUGGAACUUUCAGGUGUGUUAAGACCUCACACUUGACAUCCUUGUUGACAUGUUUAUAAUGCAAUUAUGUACAAGUGAACUGUCUUGAAAUGUACAUUUUCUC
Xyrauchen texanus (razorback sucker) is the source of this 1459-nucleotide messenger RNA. Its product is annotated as glycosyltransferase family 92 protein F13G3.3-like. The coding region runs from base 43 to 1392 and encodes 449 amino acids. The record is from RefSeq and is a predicted model, not a curated record. Lineage: Eukaryota; Metazoa; Chordata; Actinopteri; Cypriniformes; Catostomidae. The transcript has 2 exons.